AUGGAUUUUAUUAAAGGACUGCCUCCAAGCUCUGGGAAGAAUUGCAUCCUCGUGGUGGUCGAUCGUUUGUCUAAAUAUGGUCAUUUUGUGGCAAUCAAACAUCCCUACACUGCUGUACAAAUCGCUCAGAUUUUUAUCAAAGAGAUUUUUCGACUUCAUGGGUUGCCCCGCACCAUAGUCAGUGACCGUGAUCCUACUUUCCUAAGCACCAAGCUCUGCCACAGUUCAAUGUAUCAUCCUCAGUCCGACGGACAAACUGAGGUUCUCAACCGCACUCUAGAACACUAUUUGCGUUGCUUCGCAAGGGACAAACCCACCAGCUAG
Molecule: messenger RNA, 324 nt
Organism: Prunus armeniaca (apricot)
Lineage: Eukaryota; Viridiplantae; Streptophyta; Magnoliopsida; Rosales; Rosaceae
Source: the annotation of a GenBank genome assembly